UACGUUACCCUUUCAACCAUGCGCACGGGAUAUUCGUGUGUUGAAUCAACGUCGACAUAGUUGCGGUUCAGCGCCCAGCGUGUCAAUGUUCAGUGCAACGGUGCCACUCGCAGAUAACACUUGGUGGACUGACCCACCAUUGGCACAUAAAUAUGUAUGCGUAUGGAAACAGCUCGGCAGACCGUGCCCCAAGCCCUACCCAUGCCAGCGCGUAGGAAUGCGAUGUAUAGUGCCCAUUGAGAUCGUAGAAGAAAUCAUUGACCACAACCGCUACGAUCCCCCUACCCUCUUGGCUUGCGCCCUUGUCUGCCGUGAUUGGGCACCCCGAAGUCAAUGCCAUCUUCAGCGGAAGCCGACCUUGACCAUCCGCAGUGCCGCACAAUUGAACCUCAUUGGAAGCCUCUUGGUCUCCAAGCGCUCGAGGGGCCUCUACGCGAAAGUACGGCUGCUCCGCAUCAUAGACGAUCCGUCUACCCCUUUCUUCCACUCGCUGCCGCUGUGCCUGCCUGGCCAGCACCUGCCCGAGGUGGCGGCGGUGCUCCUCGAGGGCGUGGACUGGACGACAUUCCGCCCGCACGUCAGCUUCUUUACCUGGCUCUCACGGUUUUCCUCUGUAACAUCGCUCUGCAUCCACGGCUGCGCCUUGCGCCCCGUUGCGCACACCCUCCGCAUGGCGCGAGGCCUUCCAAAGCUGAAGCAAACACUUGUCCCCCUCUCCGACCGCAUGCGGGACUACGCGCCUGUCGACACUGUCGUUGCCCUCGACAAUGUGCUCAUCGGAACCGACGCCGACGCCGAGUUGCGCGAGCUGCACAUGAGGGCCCAUCCAGAUCUAGAGCACCAGCACCGGAGUCUGGAAGCAGGUAUGUCGGACGAAGGUCACUGUCUCCGAUCGAUGAACGAAGCCGUCUUCGUUGCACAGCGUUGCAGAAGAUACCGCAUAUCCAGCGCGCGAACACGCUUCCGUCCCCUCCUGCCGCCCCGAGCGACACGCUCAGGCGCGCAUACAGCGAUCUCGUUCCACAGACGGGGCGCACGGAACGGUCGGCCGAGCGUACGAUUCUAUACAAGCAGCUGAGCGAAGAGCCCGAGGAUAUGUCGCAUCAGCGAUCGGAAGCGAGCCCGCCGCCGGAAAGCACAGAACAGCUGCGGCAGACGUCAAGGAGUCAAGCGCACAA
Rhodofomes roseus is the source of this 1178-nucleotide messenger RNA. RefSeq lists its product as uncharacterized. The transcript is spliced from 3 exons. Bases 86 to 1078 code for a protein of 330 amino acids. The record is from RefSeq and is a predicted model, not a curated record. NCBI's taxonomy places the organism in Eukaryota, Fungi, Basidiomycota, Agaricomycetes, Polyporales, Fomitopsidaceae.